UUCGUCCAGUUCCUUCCCCUUCCUCCCGAAUCGUAGGAGGCCUAGAAGCUCGCCCCAACACCUGGCCGUGGCAAGUUGAUCUUCUCGUAAAUGGUACUUCUCACUAUUGUGGCGGCUCGCUGAUUGAUCCUUCGUGGGUUGUGACCUCUGGCCAUUGCUUUUAUUUUUUUCCACAAGUAGACUGGUGGCAUGUUAGGGUUGGGGAGCAUAACGAGACAAAAUUCGAAGGCUACGAGGAAAGGAUCGAAAUUGAACACGUCACGAUACAUCCGGGAUUAAACCUUUCUUACGGACCCGGCGAUUACGACAUCGCCCUCGUCAAGCUCAAGCGACCAGCGUUGUUCCACAGCCGAGUACAUUCAAUAUGUCUGCCUGAUAUGGACACUACCUUUCCAACAGGAAAAUCCUGUUUUGCCACCGGAUGGGGAAGGGAAGAAGAAAAUGCAACUGAGUAUUCAGGUGUUCUUCGAGAAGUGGAGGUGAACCUUGUAUCUAAAGAAGUCUGUAACAGCAAUAUUUCUUACAAUGGUGCUAUACACGAACGUUAUCUUUGCGCUGGUUUUCAAGGCGGUGGUAAAGACUCGUGUGGUGGUGAUAGCGGAGGACCGCUGGCUUGUCAAAAUGAGGAUGGCCGUUUCGUACUGACGGGCGUUGUAAGCUGGGGUGAAGGCUGCGCCCGAGCUAAUAAAUAUGGCGUGUAUUUAGAUGUGCGCUACAUGCUGCCAUUCAUUGAGGGUACCCUAUACGGUCAUCCGAAAUGUGGCACCCGCUUCCUAUCCUCGGAAAGUUCUCCUGCUCUCAGCCAUAACGAGGCUCGUCCCAACUCCUGGCCGUGGCAGGUUGAGCUGCUAUUCAAAGAUACGCAUGCGUGUAGCGGCUCUUUGAUCGACCGGCACUGGAUUCUGACUUCGGCAACUUGUUUGAACACAAGCCACAAUACCGAUAACUGGAUGGUCCGGCUCGGUGAACAUGACCGAAAAGUCAUCGAGGGAUACGAAGAAAGUAUUAAAGUCAAAGAAAUCUACACCAGUGCAAAACAUCAUGUCACACUGCUGAAAAUGAAGCGAGAAGCUGUCCUUCACAAGCGAGUUCUUCCUAUCUGUCUUCCGGAAGACGAUGCAAACGUUAACGUAAAUUCUUCGUGUUACGUGACCAGUUGGCAGUCUGCCAAAAAGGACGGGAAUUUCACGGAUGUGUUGAACGAAGCCCAAGUUGAAAUAGCCCCAUUUCAAGACUGUAAUGCAUCAUACAGUGGAAAACUCUCCGAGUAUGAAGUAUGUGCAAACUUCACCCGAGGGAAAACCCGAGGUUGUAAUGUCGAGAGGGGUGCGCCUCUAGUUUGUCCAGGGAUCGAUGGACGAUUUGUAUUAACAGGCGUAGCUUCUGCCGAAGACGGAUGUUCGAAUGCAGGACAAUAUGAUGUCUUCAUCGAUGUCAAAAUGAUGCUUUCGUUUAUUAAUAUGACUAUCAGUGCGAACUAGGAUCCAGGCAGUAUUUAAAUAGUUCUGUGUAAGUUAGAACAGCUCGAACUUUUGUAACGUGAUUCCUACAUUAAGGUUCACAAGACAUUCCCGCGUGAUUUUCCGCAAAUUAUUUACCAAAUUUUUCCAUACGCUCGAGACUUUUUAUCUAUCAAGUUUUAUUUAAGUGUUACUUUAAAAACCCUUGCUUCCAGCUACUAAAAAAAUAUACCAUGAACCGAUGAAAAGACGCGUGUAAUUAUUUCCAGCACAGGCAUAAAUGAGGUUAGAUAGGCUUAUCAUAUCUCCUAAACGAGCAUUGUAACCUAUCUUUUUUAUUGUAUUUUUCAAAAAAGACAUUGGUAGGGAACAUUUAAGGAAAGUUUAACGAAAUAGCUCGAUAAUUCUUUUUCUGAGAAAUCGCCUUAAGACCGCUGACAUAUCUUGUGAUUGACUUCUCAUAAACUCACUGUGAUAUUUUCCAUUCUCCUGACUGGCUAUUGUGACAAACUGUGGGUUUGAUUUGCAGCACUCGAUCAAACAGGGCUCUACUAAAGAAGGGCGGAGUCAGCUAAUUUUAUGAGCGAAAGGUGGAUAUUUUUGAAGUCAAACCUUUUUAAAAUUAUUGUGAUACGUCAUUGCGUUGUCGCUCUUCCGAAAUAUGUAGAAGCUAUUCUCGUCACUUCCGCCACGAUGAUGAUAUUUACUGUUCUAGUAUAUGCCAAAGAGGAAUGACAACCAAGGGUUUACGAAUUACGUGUGUUUUAAAUGUCACAAUUUAUCAAUCCCAAAUGACCGUAUCUUAAGGAAUUUUCAAAGAAUUUGUCAAAAGAUUGUCUUCUCACCCACUGUCUUGACUAAGUCUUUAGAGGCGAUCUCUCAGAGCGAACAAAUCAUGCAUAUAACUGUAGAUUCACCCAAGCCAAAGCUUUCUAUUUUCUCGUUCUUUUACCUCUUUACUCGCAGAUUUACGGCAAACGUACAACGAGCAUACCCCCCAGAAUAUAUUUUAGAGAUAAUAAUAACCAUAAAUUACUGAAGCUCCCGUUCAUUCAAUUUCAAAAUUGUUAAAGGGAAAGUUUACCAGGUUUUCCACUGUUAUAUGAUCACUCGCGAAUAAGUUGCAUAGUUGAUCUCGAGAGCAAUGGCAAGCAUGGUUACCUUAAUCGUUUCUGUGGGACAUAACCGCUCCCUCAGUAUAAACGGACAUCAACCAGAGAUUAACGCUACUACUAGAUUUCCGAAUUUGCGGGACGUCAUAAGCUGAAAGUCAGCAACAGCACCUGAUGAGUACACAGUAUAUCAGUAACAUUAGUAAUGAGAUGAUUUAAGUGCCCGUUUGGUUUGAUAUCCUUAGUCAUGCUGCUUGACUUUUUCACCUUUUUAUCUCACUAUUAUUAUUAUCAUUAUUAUUAUUAUUAUCAUCAUCAUCAUCAUCAUUAUCAUCAUGAUUGUUAUCAUUCUUAUUAUAAUUAUUAUUAUCAUAGUCGACUAGAAUUCAAGCAGCGUAAUGUCUCGAUUAAAAGCCAGAUAUCCAAGCUAGAGUCGUAAACAUGAACAUCUGAAUUUUCUUAACAAUUGAAACACCAAGAACUAGA
This is a messenger RNA of Pocillopora damicornis (cauliflower coral), 3058 nucleotides long. RefSeq names its product transmembrane protease serine 9. The record is from RefSeq and is a predicted model, not a curated record. Gene Ontology annotation, biological process: proteolysis. Gene Ontology annotation, molecular function: serine-type endopeptidase activity. Lineage: Eukaryota; Metazoa; Cnidaria; Anthozoa; Scleractinia; Pocilloporidae.